Molecule: messenger RNA, 1925 nt
Organism: Sardina pilchardus (European sardine)
Lineage: Eukaryota; Metazoa; Chordata; Actinopteri; Clupeiformes; Clupeidae
Exons: 6
Coding region: 163-1014 (283 amino acids)
Biological process (GO): regulation of apoptotic process
Source: RefSeq, a predicted model, not a curated record
UGCAAGUUGGGCUUGGUAGGCUAUGACCAGGCUAGUUGGGCAGGUUUGAAUAUGUUUAGAUGACUUCAGGAAAUGAUGUAAACUAUCCUUGUGUGAAACUGAAAGUGGAAGCGUAUCAUACGUUAACGCCACAUCGCUUCACAUCAUCUUAAAGGUGGCAAUAUGGAAUUCCUGAAGUCAAAUGAAGAAGCUCUUUGCAAAUUGUUGGACCUUAAAAAGGUAAUGGAUCACGCUGAGGAUAUGGUAACAGGGAAGGAAUAUAGGAUUAUAAGUGAACAAGGCGGGAGAAAGGGAAUCGAGUCACUGCUGGGAAUCAUGCUCAAGAAAGGAGAAGAGGAUUGCCAAAAGUUUGUCACGGUCCUGAGGGAGAAUUUCCCUGAGGUUCAGAAGUUAGCUGACAGAGAAGCUUCAACAAGCCCCCAGCUUUAUGCAGAUCAAGGCAGCACUAUUGUGGCAUCAGAGACAGCUAAUGUGACCAUGAAUUCUUAUAAAAUGGAAGUCAAUGUGGAUGGGCACCAAGGAGGCAAUCACAAUCCUUCCCAAGUAUGCCCGCAACCAGCUGUUCCCAGCAGCGGUUCUCGUAUGGUGGCAACAAACAAUAGCCAUAUUUUUGCCCCAAAGUUGACAGGCAGCACAGUGCAACAGGACGUCUGCUUCUCUUUCAACUUCAAUCCUGGGGCCAAGAAUGCUGGAACUCGUCCUUCACAAACCUCAGGUGGAACCACAGGAAAAGGGUCUCUUCCAACAAUUUCAGAUAAGCUUGGCUUUUUAAAAAAUCAUUACAGCGAUUUGAUACAGAAAGUAAAAAAUGUGCAACCAAUUCUAGAUGCACUGAUUCAGAAAGAUUUCCAUAAAGAAAUGGUUGCGAAUGCGCGGGCAGAAAACACAGCCCAGAAGCAGAUGAGGGUGAUCUUGGAUGGCACAACCAGCAAAGCAGCAGCAGAAGCUCUAUUUGAAGCCAUACUAACCAAUGAAAGAAAGCUUAUGGCUGAACUGAUGUCAUCAGAAACAUAACUGAGACUAAUGAAAAGUUGAAUGAAAUAUGUUUUUAACCUUUUUACCUCUUUAGCUAUAGGCUACGUUUUUUUACAAUGGACCAAAGCCAUCUCAUUUUCAUUGUACAGUAUAUUCUCCACUGUAAGUGACAGUUGGGGAUUACACAUCUCAGGUUAUGUCAAUCUUUUAUCUUGAUGUAUUCAAUUGAUCAAUGUUAUACUGUAUUUUAGGAAAUAUAGUUUUUUAUUACAUGCAUUCAUUUAUAAUCGAUGAUGGGGAUAUGGAAUAUAUUUUUUAUAUUUUUAUAAUAUUAGCCUACCACUUAAAAAAACUUUGUUUAAUCAGAUAAUAGAAUAUUGUAUAAAUAUAGCACACCUGAUUUUCCAAGAUGAACUGAAGCCAAAUGUGCCAACUGAGCUUUUUACUAGUCAGAUCAAAGAUGUCUUUUUUUAAGGCUGCAUAUAGUUUUUAACAGAAGUGCACAAGGCAUGGUCACAAAUCAGAAGUGGUCCAACGUAAACUGACAUUUUUAAUAUGAAGUUUGACUUUCAGAAAUUAUACCACAAAUCAUAUUUGUGAAGUUUGACUUUCAGCAAGUUUGCAAUAUCCUACAUUUUAGCGAUCCAAUUAUUUUUGCAAUAUAAAUGUCUGAAGUAUUUCUUUUAGAAAUUAUAUUGCAAAUAAAACUGCAAUAUCAGUCAGAAAAAUCGCAAAUACAUAUCAUGCUGAAAUUAUGUAGCCCAAAUAUGUGAUAAGGAAGGGAAUGUUUUUGUAAGGGAAACCACAACGGAAUAUGAUAGCGGGUUAGCUCGCUUUUUUAAAAUGUCUGUUCAUACGUGUCAAAAAUAUAAAAAAUAUCACAGAAUUCAAUGGAAAAAAACAGAUAUAUUGUUGUCUUGUGCAUUAUUGCCUACUCUCUUUGCAAAAUA